This is a messenger RNA of Oncorhynchus mykiss (rainbow trout), 2773 nucleotides long. NCBI's taxonomy places the organism in Eukaryota, Metazoa, Chordata, Actinopteri, Salmoniformes, Salmonidae. The record is from RefSeq and is a predicted model, not a curated record.
CAAUUCACCUACUGACGCUUCGUCUUAGUUACUAAGCAACAGAGAACGCUAUCUGCUCCAGCUGAGCCAACUUUCAAAAUAGCUGCCUACCUAGGCUAAUUAGUAAGUAAAAAAUAUCCCCAAAGUAUUCUCAUGCCAAACAAUUUCAUCCAAAAUGUCUUCUACUUCGACCAUUUCCAAUUUGCAAGAUAUCGGGAAGCAAACAUCGCCCCAGUAUUCCUCUGGGUCACCCACUUGCUACCCUCAUGAGUCAGUGACACAGGAGACCACUGAUGCGCAACCAUUUCCUGCUGCGGUUCAUCAUCCGUGUGCAGACACGUUUUCAACCUCCGAGGAAGAGAAGGAGGAGAAGACAAUGGAGGUAAGGGAGGAAGCUUGGGGUAACAGCUAAAUUCAUAAAGAUGCUAACUACUUUAGUCAGAUGGGCCAUGAGGCUUGAAAAACGAUGGUGUGUUGACUGAAGAGGAAGUUUCCAGCUGUUUAUCCAACCUGGGACACUCUGCCACUGGACUAGAGCAUGUCUACCAGUUCCUCUCUGCUCCUGGUCGAAAUCUGAAUAAUGUGUCCAUCCUUUGCAAUUACGUCCACCUUCAAAAGCUAGAACUUCCUUACAACAAAAUAAAAGAUGUAUCCUGUGUAAGCCACAUGCCAUAUCUCAUCAUCCUGGAUGCCUCCCACAACCAACUCACCGACUUCUUUGGAUUCCAGCCGCCCAAGAACCUCAAGGAGGUAAACUUUUCCCAUAACCAGAUGUCAGUAAUGACACAUUUGUCAGCCUACUCGUCUUUGAGUAAACUGAAUCUGGACUACAACUGUUUCAGUGAGAUCGGUGGUCUGCUGCAUUGUGCCAGCCUCACACACCUCAGCCUGGCACACAACAAGAUCUCCUGUAUCAGAGGCCUGGACAACCUGCCAAUCAAAGACCUCUGUCUGAGGGGGAAUCAGAUUGAGAAGAUAGAGAAUGUGGAGACUCUGAGAACCCUGCAGGUCCUGGAUCUGUCUCUGAACCGCAUCAGCAGUCUGUCAGGCCUGCAGAAUCUCCAUCUGCUGGGCUCCAUCAAUCUGGAGAGUAACCUGAUCAGUGAAAUCAAGGAGGCCACACACAUCCAUGACCUGUGCCUGCUCCGGGAGCUGAAUCUGCAGAGAAACCUAGUCCAGGAGCAACUGGACUACAGACUGGCAGUGAUCUUCCUCCUUCAACACCUGACUGGCCUGGACCAGGAGAAAGUCACAGUAGAGGAGAAGGUCUCGGCUGUGAACAAGUACGACCCUCCUCUGGAGGUGGUGGCAGCCAGGGAGCACAUGAGUCACAUGGUAUACCAGCUGAUGCAGCCCCAGGUCAUCUAUGAUAGCACCCUGCCCAGUCUUGACUCUCCCUACCCCAUGCUGGUGUUGACUGGGCCCCAGGCUUGUGGGAAGAGAGAGCUGGCCCACAAGCUCUGCCGAGAGUUCAACGACUUCUUCGGCUACGGAACCUGCCAUACCACCAGGGGUCCCUACUUUGGAGAGGAGGAUGGGAGCGACUACCAUUUUGUCACGGAGGAAGACUUUCAGAACAUGAUUCACAUGGGUAAAUUCCUCCAGACGAUGCAGUAUGCGGGCCACUGGUAUGGUCUGUCUCGUGAGGCCAUAGAAGACGUGGCCAGGGAGGGCUUGGCCUGCUGUGUGCACAUGGAGCUGGAGGGCGUGUUCAGUCUGAAGAACAGCCACUUUGAGCCGCGUUACGUCCUGAUGAUCCCCACAGACAAGGAGCAGUACGGCAGGCGGCUGAGGACCAGAGCUCUGUACACCCAGACCCAGAUAGAUACGGCUGUAGCCCGCGUGGAUACAUACGUCCUGAUCAACAGAGAGCGCCCAGGCUUCUUCGACAACGUCAUCCCCUGUGAUGAGCCAGUGGAGGCAUACAGAACCCUGAGGCAGGUGGUGAAGGACUAUCUGGGAGUGGAGGAGCAGGGAGGAGAGGACCAGAGCACCACAGACACCCCCACAGCAUCUGUGACAGAGUUGAAGAGGGACUCCCUAGUGGACGAGGCGCCCCCAGCCCCCUCCACCAGGCCAGAGACAGUCUUUAUGUCCUGCUCCGCUCCAGACAUGGACCCCUCAGACCACAACUGUAGGAAGUACUACAACAAGGUCCAGGCCCAGCUCACCCCACAGAAGACCUCAGCAGAGAUGGCCUCCAUCCACAGACGGCAGCAGCUGGUCAGAGAGGCUCUGAUGGGGAAGAGUCCCAAAGCCUACACCCAGCUCUUCAAGAGGUGCGUUCUCACAGCUCCAUCAUCAUUGGCCUCUCAGAUGCAGCGGGACCCCACCCUCUCAUCCCCCAUGAUGCCUAGAGCCAGCCAUGACAGACAACACAACCACUCAGAGAAUAGCAGCUCUGAUGACUCCCGUGCUAGUUCUGGCCUGUCCAUUCCCAGCUCAGCAGGGGCCUUCUCAGAGACAGCAGGGUCAGCCGGGUGUUCAGAGCUGGGCUUGGACACCACCGCGGAGCCCCUGGAUGUCUCCUCUCUGGGACACAACCUGGACAUGCUGAAAGAUCAAGUAGAAUCUGGCCACACUCCUGACGCCCCUCGCCCCGGCUCCGAGCUCCUCUCUCCGGGCGCCACCGCCACCAUGGCACGCCCAGGCUCCAACGCCAAACCCAUCCUGCCACCUAUCCUGUCGGGACGCAAAACCCCCGGACCCAGCCCUAAGCCCCAAACCCUGAGACAUGAGAGAGAGGGAGAGGGAGAUGAGUGAAGAGGUACAGGAGAGAGGUAGAGGAGGAGUG